Aspergillus homomorphus CBS 101889 is the source of this 1759-nucleotide messenger RNA. RefSeq lists its product as uncharacterized. The record is from RefSeq and is a predicted model, not a curated record. The annotation marks the transcript as partial. NCBI's taxonomy places the organism in Eukaryota, Fungi, Ascomycota, Eurotiomycetes, Eurotiales, Aspergillaceae. The transcript has 2 exons. Gene Ontology annotation, molecular function: protein binding.
GAUGAUGACCUUCUCUCAUUUGUCACCAUGCCUGAUGUCAAGGCAAUCAAAUACAACGUGACCUACUACGAUCGCACCCGCGUCAGCCCUGGAUACUGGUUUGUCGCACCGUACUGGUUUUUCGAAGCCGAGCCUCCGAAUAGCAAAUACAUUCCUUGUCAAGUGGGGCCCCACAUCUACGAUCAGGACGGCAAGCUGGUCUGGACCGGUGCAUGCCUCCACCACAACCGCAACAUCUUUGACUUCAAACCCACCAACCACAUAUUGAACGAUACCACAUAUCUUUCUUUCAUUCUGCAGAAUAGUUACAUUAAUGAUGGCACCCCCUUGGCUAAGGGCGCCGCAUAUAUACUAAACGACAAAUACUUUGUCGAGAAAACCAUUCCCAUCACCAACGACUUGGAGCGAUGGGACCUACACGAAUUCAAUAUCCUUCCGGGCGGGAAGACGGCUAUGGCGGCCUCAAUCCGCAUCCAAGACCAGACACUAGCAGACUUGGGUCGGCCGGCCGAGAUGAGCAAAGUUGCUUCAGGGGGGUUCCUUGAGAUUGACCUUGCCACGAGUGCAGUAAUCUUCGAUUGGGAUUCCCGGGACAAGAUCCCGCUCCAUGAAUCUGACCAUGUGAUGCCUUGGUCGCCGGCAGAAGGCGGAGGUGGUCUGGACUAUAUCCAUGUGAAUGCGGCCGACAAGAACAUGUACGGUGACUACCUGUUGUCGGCCCGCUACACGAGUACCAUCUAUCUCCUCUCCGGACAAGACGGACAUAUCAUUUGGCGACUCGGUGGUAAACACACUAACUUCGUCAUGGAUUUCACCUUCUCAAAGCAACAUAACGCGCGAUUCGUCUCAGUAAACGAGACACACACUGUCCUGUCUUUCCUCAACAACGCCUCGGACGACUUCACCAAUCAAGAAGAGAUUUCGUCCGGAAUGGUGGUCGAACUAAACACCGUCAACAUGACUGCGACUCUUCUGCGCCGCUACAAUCGCCCGGACGGCGGGCUGAGUCGCAUGCGUGGGAACCUCCAGACACUCGAAGAAGGGAAUGUCUUCAUGGGCUGGAGUGAGCAAGGCUACCACAGCGAGCACGCGCCGGAUGGAACCGUUCUCAUGGAAGCCAAGUUUCUUUCGCCGCGCUUUAACAGCUAUCGAUCAUACAAAUUUCCGUUCAUUGGCAAUCCUCAGCAGCCGCCGGCUCUGGUCGCAUCUGUCUACGCCAGCGAAUCCAGCCAUGCGCACCCGCCCGCUACAGGCGUACCGAUGACAGACCCCGAGCUGACUACGGUCUUCCACGUCAGCUGGAACGGAGCCACCGAGGUCGCAGUCUGGAACUUCUAUUCACAAGCUGACGAGAUUUCCAUCCCCUACCUCAUUGGCAAGGUGACCAAGCACGACUUCGAAUCCGUCUUCGUAACCCCGGGCUACUGGGACUUUGUCUCCGCCGAGGCGCUCGAUCGCAACGGCAACUCCCUAGGCUGGUCGAUGAUCACCCGUACCAGCGUUGAGGGGUCUUUGCAAUUUGCAUCCGAGGAUGGGGCGCAGCCUUUGCUCGUACCGGAUGAUCCCACCUCUCUUGUUCCUGAGUCUGUUAUCGAGAUAGUGACUGACCCGGUGCCUCUGGCUGAGGCUAUCGCUGUGGAUGAAGAAGUGGUAGAAGAGCCGGAACAUGUUUCUGAUGAGGAUCGCCUACUGAAAGCGAUCAACGAUGUGGUCCUUGGGAUGAUUAUGCUCGCUUGUUUUGGUACCAUUCUGAUAUUCU